AUGGAUCAUGUUCCUGUCGAAGUAAUCGGCAACAUACUCUCCCGUCUCGGAGCUGCCAGAGACGUCGUAAUUGCUUCCACGACAUGUAAAAAAUGGCGAGAAGCUUGUCACCGGCAUCUUCAUAUGCUCUCCUUCAACUCCGACGACUGGCCUGUUUUCCGUGAUCUCACAACCAGUAGACUCGAAAUACUAAUCACCCAAACCAUCUUCCAAACCAAAGGAUUACAAGGUCUCUCCAUUUUAAUGGACGACGUCGACGAAUUUUCAGCUUCUGCCGUCAUCGGAUGGCUGAUGUAUACCAGAGAAACCUUGCGUUGCCUCUUUUACAACGUCCGUACAACUCCAAAUGUAAACAUUCUCGACAUUUGUGGUCGACAAAAGCUCGAACUAUUAGCUCUAGCUCAUAAUUCAAUCACUGGGGUUGAACCAAAUUACCAAAGAUUCCUUUUUCUGAAAUCCCUUUCUCUAAGUUACGUCAGUAUUUCAUCAUUAGAUCUGAAUCUACUCCUCACAGCUUGCCCCAAGAUCGAGUUUUUAGGGCUCAUAAAUCCAGAAAUCGCCAUCACCGAUGCUCAAGUAACAGUCGAAUUGACGAGUCAGACAUUGAAGAAAGUUUACGUGAAAGCCAUAAGCUUAGACAAAUUCAGUCUAGAAGCCGACAACCUGGAGAAAAUACACCUCGAAGAUUGCGCAUUUGAGCUUUUUGAGCUUUCUGGAAAGGGAACUUUAAAGCAAUUCAAAAUGCACGAUGUAAGUAUCCUCCAUCUCGACAUUUUCGACCCUGUAGACGACCUUGAAGUAGUCGACGUCAGCAAUUUCACAGUAAUUUGGUCAAAAUUCUACCAAAUAAUCUCAAAAUGUUCAAAAUUGAAAACCCUUCGUCUCUGGAACGUGGUAUUUGAUGAUGAAGUUGAGUUUGUUGAUUUGGAGUCGAUUGCUGUGUGUUUUCCGGAUUUGAGGUAUCUUGCAUUGAGUUAUGAUUUGAGAGAUGAUUUGAAAGAAGGUGUUCUUCAUUAUAGUUUGCAGGGUGAAUCUGAAUUUGAGAAUGUGAGUGUUUUGGAUCUUGGAUGGAUGAUUCUUGAUGAACAUUUUGUGGAUUGGGUCGAGUGUUUGCUUAGAAGAUGUGGGAGAUUGAAGAAGUUGAUUAUUCAUGGAGUUGUUUCAGAGUCUAAAACACAUGUAGAGUGUCAUAUGUUGGCGAGUUUUACUUCUUCCAUUGUUCAACUUAUGAGAAAAUACAUUCAUGUUGAUGUUCAGUUUGUAUAUGAAUAA
This is a messenger RNA of Lactuca virosa, 1272 nucleotides long. NCBI's taxonomy places the organism in Eukaryota, Viridiplantae, Streptophyta, Magnoliopsida, Asterales, Asteraceae. The record is from the annotation of a GenBank genome assembly.